CAGGUGAGGGGGAGGGGACUCGGAGUUGGAUGUUACUGAAGAUGCCGGCUGAAGAUGAGAAGCAGCCGACACGGCAGACGGGCAGCCCAAGGUCAGGGGGACACCGGCGGACCACCGUCUCGUAACAUGAGCAGACUCCAGGCUGCAGGCCGGAUCACUGCACCGGGAGCCGUUGCCGUUACCUGCCAUGCUUGCUCUCCUCCAGCUGCUGAACCUUCUGGCCCCGCUUUACUUCCUCUGCCUCCUGGCUGUCACCUUAAGCCUCCAGCUCUUCCUCUUCCUCCCAGACAUGUGUGUUCAGCCUUCAGCCUCACUGCCCCUCUCUGGUCUUCUUCACAGCUCCGUCUUCAUGAUCCUCUUGGUUAACACGCUGGGGAAUUAUAUCCUGGUGAUCUGGAACAGUCCCGGUGCCGGGGCGCUCUCGGUGGAGCCAGAUAAGCCAGUCUGCCAGCUGUGCGCUCGAGUCUUGUGGGACAGGGAACAUCACUGCUUCUUCACCGGGACGUGCAUCGGCCGCAGCAACCUGCGCAGCUUUGUCUUAUUCUGCCUGCAUUCGUCUCUGAGCUGCUUCCACGCCUUCGUCAUGGGAGUGGGAUUCAUCUCGGAGAAUUUCUCUCUGUCUUUUUGUGACCCAGGGACCUUCCUCCGGCUGCUGCCUCUGUCCAUCACGCGCUUCUUUUCAGGGUCCCUCCUCAGCUCGGACAUGCUGGUGGUCCUCAUGCUUUACCUCUGGUUUUCGGUGGGUCUGGCCUGUGCCGCCUUCUGCUGCCACCAGCUGCGAAACAUCUGUACGGGACUGAUCUCCCCCCAGCGUCAGCGCGCCGAGCAGCACAUCGCGACCUGGAGGGAAAACCUGAAGAUGGUCUUCGGAAAGCGUUGGUUAUUGGCCAUUCUCAUCCCCCAGCCGAUGGACAAAUAACCCGGAGGUGCCACAAAGUGACCCUUCCAGACUGCACCAGCCAAUGAUUUCACUCCGCUGUGCAGCGCUGAGAACCUAUCCCAACAAGCACCUAUAACCAGCCCCCCCCCAACUGCUCUACACCGACAUCCAUUCCCCCCCCCCGACCGCUCUAC
Molecule: messenger RNA, 1074 nt
Organism: Spea bombifrons (plains spadefoot toad)
Lineage: Eukaryota; Metazoa; Chordata; Amphibia; Anura; Pelobatidae
Gene: ZDHHC22
Product: zinc finger DHHC-type palmitoyltransferase 22
Exons: 3
Coding region: 188-919 (243 amino acids)
Biological process (GO): protein palmitoylation
Cellular component (GO): Golgi apparatus
Molecular function (GO): palmitoyltransferase activity
Source: RefSeq, a predicted model, not a curated record